Molecule: messenger RNA, 1554 nt
Organism: Aphidius gifuensis
Lineage: Eukaryota; Metazoa; Arthropoda; Insecta; Hymenoptera; Braconidae
Gene: Sil1
Product: nucleotide exchange factor Sil1
Exons: 3
Coding region: 153-1469 (438 amino acids)
Source: RefSeq, a predicted model, not a curated record
ACGUGGACAUAUGUCAAAUUGUCAAAGUUUAAUUUACAAUUUUCAUAUUCCAGCAUGUUUAUAGAAAAUCACAAUAAUUAUUCACCCGGAUAUCAUUGUCCUUAUCAAAGAAAAUAUUUCACAUGUCAAUCAAAUAAAACCAAAUAAUUAUCAUGAAGUUGUUUAUAUUAAAAAUUAUAGUUAGUCUGUUAUUUAUAAUUGAUUAUUUCACAAUAAUCAAUUGUAAAACUAACAAUAGUAUUUUCAUAGCAACAAAUGAGUGGAAAGUAGUUAAUAAAGGGCAACCAAUACCAAAAGGUUUACAUGUUAGACAUAAUUUUCAAACUGGAAUAACCGAGGCGAAAUUAAUGGAUGACGAUAAUAAUAGUGUUAUCAAAAAUGAAAAAUCAGAUUUAGUACUUCAUCCAGAGGCAGCAAUAAGUGAUGGUGAUGAUACUCCUAUAAAUGAACUAAAAAGAAAAUUAAGAAACAUGAUGUUUGAAGCUGAUGAAUCUUCUGAUAAUAAAUAUCAACAUAUAAAUCCAAAAAAAGUUGAUAAAAAAUCAUUAAACAUGACAACAGAUACAGAAAUUUUAACGAAAAUAUUUCAAGAAUUAGAUAUUUAUGAUGAAUCAUUGAAAACUGGUAAUUUAACAGCUUCAGAUGUUGAUUUUGUUCUACAUCUCUUCAAUGAAUUGGAAUAUCUACUUCAUCAAAUCGACAAUGCACAAAUAUUUGCCAAAAAAAAUGGAAUACCAAAAAUAUCAAUUUGUUUAAACCUUAAUAAUGAUGAUAUUAAAAUUGAAGCAUUAAAAGUACUUGGUACAGCAGUACAAUCAAAUGAAAAGGUACAAUUAAAAGCUCUUGAUGAUAAUUUAGUUGAAAAGUUAUUAAAUUUAUUAGUUAAUUCUGAUAAAACUGAUGUUAAAUCAAAAUGUAUGUUUGCACUUGGUGCUCUUGUACGUCAAUGUAUAAAAGCACAAAAGAUUUUAAUUGAAAAUAAUGGUAUUGAAGUGUUUAGUAAAAUUCUACAAAAUGAUGAACAAUUAAUUCAAUCAAGAGUUAUGAAAUUAGUCAGUGAUCUUGCUGUUGAAAGAGAAACAAUUAAACAUACUGAAAAUGAUAGAAAUUCCAAAGAAAUAAUUCAACAAUAUGAUGAUACAGAAUUCGAAAAAUAUUUACUAUCUAGUAAUUAUUGUAAUCAUUUAUUAACAUUAUUGUUAAAUAAAUUUGAUAAUGAUGUAUCAAUAAAUUCAAUAAACCAAAAUAAUCAAGAAUUUAUUGAAAUAAUUUUUGAUAAUAUGAUAAAUCUAAGUUCAAUUUGUAAAGUCAAUUAUCAAAAUAAUAAUUUACUUAUUAAUGUUAUUAAAAAUAUAUCAAAUUUAUUUAAUGAAAAAUAUAAUCAACAAUCUGAUGACACUGAUGAUUUUAAAAAUCGAAUAAUUCAAUUACAAGCAUCAAUUUUUAAUGACUCUCAUGAUGAAUUAUAAAUAUUAUACUGUUAAAACAGAUAUUUUUUUUUUUUAAAUACAAAAUAAAAUAUAUUUAUUUAUACAAACAAAAAAAAAAGAAAAA